This is a messenger RNA of Pelmatolapia mariae (spotted tilapia), 1221 nucleotides long. RefSeq names its product ryanodine receptor 2-like. Gene Ontology annotation, molecular function: ryanodine-sensitive calcium-release channel activity; calcium ion binding. The record is from RefSeq and is a predicted model, not a curated record. The transcript is spliced from 10 exons. NCBI's taxonomy places the organism in Eukaryota, Metazoa, Chordata, Actinopteri, Cichliformes, Cichlidae. The annotation marks the transcript as partial. Gene Ontology annotation, cellular component: sarcolemma; smooth endoplasmic reticulum; calcium channel complex. Gene Ontology annotation, biological process: striated muscle contraction; release of sequestered calcium ion into cytosol by sarcoplasmic reticulum.
AUGAAUGCAUUUACUAAAAACCUCAGACAAGUUUGUAUCUUGGUGAACGGAGAUCAGGUGAUCAGAGGUGAGAAGGUCAUGCAGGAUGAUGAGUUCACUUGUGACCUUUUCCGCUUCCUGCAGCUGCUCUGUGAAGGACACAACUCAGACUUUCAGAACUACUUGAGGACUCAAACGGGGAACAACACAACCGUUAACAUCAUUAUCUCCACUGUUGACUACCUUCUAAGAGUUCAGGAGUCCAUCAGUGAUUUCUACUGGUAUUAUUCUGGGAAAGAUGUGAUUGAUGAGCAGGGCCAGCGGAAUUUCUCCAAGGCAAUAAAUGUGGCCAAGCAGGUUUUCAAUACCCUCACUGAGUACAUCCAGGGUCCAUGCACCGGCAACCAGCAGAGUUUAGCCCAUAGUCGACUGUGGGAUGCUGUGGUUGGCUUUCUACAUGUUUUUGCUCACAUGCAGAUGAAAUUGUCUCAGGACUCCAGUCAGAUCGAGUUACUGAAGGAACUGAUGGAUCUGCAGAAAGACAUGGUGGUUAUGCUGCUGUCUAUGUUAGAGGGUAAUGUGGUGAAUGGGACCAUUGGAAAGCAGAUGGUGGAUAUGUUGGUUGAGUCCUCCAACAAUGUAGAGAUGAUCCUGAAGUUCUUCGACAUGUUCCUCAAACUGAAGGACCUGACCUCCUCAGAUGGGUUCAAGGAAUAUGACCCUGACGGAAAAGGUGUCAUCUCCAAGAGGGACUUUCAUAAGGCCAUGGAGAGCCAUAAACACUACACCCAGUCAGAGACGGAGUACCUGCUGUCAUGUGCUGAAACUGAUGAGAAUGAACUUCUUGACUAUGAAGAGUUUGUGGAGCGCUUUCAUGAGCCAGCCAAGGACAUUGGCUUCAACGUGGCGGUUUUGCUGACCAACCUGUCAGAGCACAUGCCUCAUGACACCCGGCUGCAGACUUUCCUGGAGUUGGCAGAAAGUGUCCUCAAUUACUUCCAACCAUACCUAGGACGUAUCGAGAUUAUGGGAAGUGCAAAGCGGAUCGAGAGGGUCUACUUUGAGAUCAGCGAGUCCAGUCGUACACAGUGGGAAAAACCUCAGGUAAAGGAAUCCAAGCGUCAGUUCAUCUUUGAUGUGGUGAAUGAAGGAGGGGAGAAAGAGAAGAUGGAGCUGUUUGUGAAUUUCUGUGAGGACACCAUAUUUGAAAUGCAGCUGGCGGCUCAGAUGUCUGACGCUGGU